GCCGAGCCGGCGGGGGCGCGCAGGGAGCGGCGCGUGGCGGGCUCCCGGCGGCCGCGGCCAAUCCCCGCGCAGCCCGAGGCGGCGCCGCGCCCGAGCCGGGCCCUCCGGCCGCUCCUCCCGCCCCGGCCCCUCCCCGGGUAGCGGAGAGGAGCGCGCGGCCGCCGAGCCAGACCGGCCGAGUGGAGCCGGGGGCGCAGCGCGGAGCUCAGGUGCCGCCACUGCCGGAUGGGAGUGCCCUGGAGUCCCGGAUGCUGUUGGCACACACAUCAUGUCAUCAUGCGUCUCUAGCCAGCCUAGCCGUGACCAGGCCGCCCUCCAGGAUGCCCUGGGGGGCGGGGGCAGCAGCACCGAAGGCCAGAAGCCCUGUGAGGCCCUGCAAGGCCUCUCGUCUCUGAGCAUCUGCCUGGGCAUGGAGUCCUUCGUUGUGGUCACAGAGUGUGAACCGAACCGGGCUGAGGACCUCAGCCUGGCCCAGGACCGACCGCUGGAGGCCAAUGGCCCAGAGGCCUCAUCAGGUCCUCCCUCUGGGUCUCAGACCCGGCCCCACCUCUGCGGUCGCAAGCUAUCCCUGCAGGAGCGGUCUCAGGGAGGUCCAGCAGCCAGCAGCAGCCUGGACAUGAACGGACGCUGCAUCUACCCCUCGCUGCCCUACUCGCCCGCCAGCUCCCCGCAGUCCUCGCCGCGGCUGCCCCGGCGGCCAACAGUGGAGUCUCACCACGUCUCCAUCACGGGCAUGCAGGACUGCGUGCAGCUGAACCAGUACACGCUCAAGGAUGAGAUUGGAAAGGGCUCCUACGGCGUGGUCAAGCUGGCCUACAAUGAGGAUGACAACACCUACUACGCCAUGAAGGUGCUGUCCAAGAAGAAGCUGAUCCGCCAGGCUGGCUUCCCGCGUCGCCCCCCGCCCCGAGGUGCCCGGCCAGCACCAGGGGGCUGCGUCCAGCCGCAGGGCCCCAUCGCACAGGUCUACCAGGAAAUCGCCAUCCUCAAGAAGCUGGAUCACCCCAACGUGGUGAAGCUGGUGGAGGUCCUGGACGACCCCAAUGAGGACCAUCUGUACAUGGUUUUCGAGCUGGUCAACCAAGGGCCUGUGAUGGAGGUGCCCACCCUCAAGCCGCUGUCCGAAGACCAGGCCCGGUUCUACUUCCAGGAUCUGAUCAAAGGCAUCGAGUACCUGCACUACCAGAAGAUCAUCCAUCGGGACAUCAAACCUUCCAACCUGCUGGUCGGAGAAGACGGGCACAUCAAGAUCGCCGACUUUGGUGUAAGCAACGAGUUCAAGGGCAGCGACGCACUGCUCUCCAAUACUGUGGGCACGCCUGCCUUCAUGGCGCCCGAGUCGCUCUCCGAGACCCGCAAGAUCUUCUCUGGGAAGGCCUUGGACGUGUGGGCCAUGGGCGUGACUCUGUACUGCUUUGUCUUCGGCCAGUGCCCAUUCAUGGACGAGCGCAUCAUGUGCUUGCACAGCAAGAUCAAGAGCCAGGCCCUGCAGUUCCCAGACCAGCCCGACAUAGCUGAGGACUUGAAGGACUUGAUCACCCGUAUGCUGGACAAGAACCCCGAGUCACGGAUCGUAGUGCCGGAAAUCAAGCUGCACCCCUGGGUCACGAGGCACGGGGCCGAGCCGUUGCCGUCCGAGGAUGAGAACUGCACAUUGGUGGAGGUGACCGAAGAGGAGGUCGAGAACUCGGUCAAACACAUUCCCAGCCUGGCGACCGUGAUCCUGGUGAAGACCAUGAUCCGCAAGCGCUCCUUUGGGAACCCAUUUGAGGGCAGCAAGCGGGAGGAGCGCUCGCUGUCGGCGCCUGGGAACCUGAUCACCAAAAAGCCACCCAGGGAGUGUGAGCCCCUGUCUGAGUCCAAGGAAGCAAGGCAGCGACGACAACAGCCUUCAGGGCACCGACCUGCCCCCCGGAUUGUGAAGGUGCCCGGGCCCCGUGUGGGGAGCUGGGAGGCUUCGGCCCCCAACUGCCCUGCUCACAUGCACCCGUUGUGGCCCGAGGAGGCAAUGGAGCCCCAGUAGUUGCCCCCGAAUCACUCGACCUCGCAUGUGUGGCCACGAUGCCCUGCACGUCCAGAGUAGCAUGCCCUCCGGACCCAGGGCACAUGUCCAUGACUGUCAUCUCUGGUUCCCCAUUCUUUUCUUUGUUGUUUUAAAAGAGGACAAAAAAAAAAAAAAGGUGGGGUGGGGUGGGGGUGGGGGACUGGGCUCCAAGAUGUCUGCCUUGGCUGCUGGCUGGCUGGAUGGGCAGGUGGAAGGAGUCGCAGCUCCCAGCCCAUGGGCCUAUGGGAGUGUAUGCUUUCUUAAGUGUUUUUAUGCCAAAACCCCUUGUGCCGUGAGUUGAGAACCAUGUCUGGAUCAGAUGGUGUGGUGGGUGGCAGGUGACUUCAUGAACGGAGAUCGUGGUUGGUUCCGCAUGCCUUCCAGACAGACCCCAACCCUGAGGCAGAGGGCUCCAGGAGGCAGUGAGGUUGGCCCUCCAUAGCUGCAGGGAGGCUGGCUGCCACUAAUUUGCAAGGACUUGGCCAGUUUUUUAUGGGUAGGAUCAUGGUUGGGAACACAGGAAAGGUUUGAAGUUUAGUUUUUUCUUGAAGUGGGUUUGCCGAAGGGCCUGGAAGAUGCAUUUAUUUGUGAAAGGCAGUCCGCAUAGGCUCACGGGGGGUUGACUGGGCUCCAGUUACAUCAUUUUUUGUUCAAUCACAAAGACUUCAGGGUGAAGCCCCUACACCUCCAUGUACAUUACAUGGCUUACCGUGACAUGGACAACAAGAUCCUGUCCAUCUCCUACACAGGCUGAAGGCCAGGGCCCUCCCAGAACACGGGUGGUGGCUUCUGCGUGAUCACACACCUGGCCGGGGAUCCCAGGCCUGCAUAGCAGCAGCUUAGCUUGGCCAGGCCCUGUGCAUUCUCGAGGCUGCUCCAGGACGUGGCUCAGGCAGUUCCCUUUGUAGCCAAAAAUGUGCGAAGGAAGGACUGGCCUUUUCGACCUCUGGCCAGUGUCUGGGGAGUUAGUUGGAGGAUCAGGUGUAACACCUUCCAGACGCCUUGCUGGUGAGUGUCAGACCCAAGGGGGAGGGAGGAGGACCUGGUUUUCCUGUACUGGUUUCAGCAUGUGAUGCAGUGUCGCUGCCUGGGCUCAACAGAUCCUGAUUACUUGUAGCUGGGGACUGAAGCUUGGGACCCCUCCCCAGCCCAUUGCAGAAUCCCAGGUGCUCAUGGCUUGCCUAGUUUUUUCUUUUUUUCCCUUUGGGAUGUGGAGGAGUAAGUUCUUGCCUGUAGUUUAGCCAGAUUUCUUUUUGCUGUUGCACAGGCAGACAGGAAUGGAGUGCUGAAUCUGGAGAGCGAGGGGCACACCACCGGGCAGACUGGCAGGGGCAGCUGACUGUCUACUGUCUCUUGUUGCCCUGCGCCCUGCAGAUGCGUGGGGAGCUCACUCCUCCCGCAGCCGGUGAGGUCUGGGUGAUUUGCAAUAAGCACUGCGUGGAGUUUGCAGCCAGACACUCGGGAACUCUGUCUGUGCAGGCCGGAGAGCCCCUUGCAUUUGCAGCACGGCCAUAGCACAGGCACUGCCACCUCCCCCUCCACAGUGGCUUCCAUUAGAGGUUUCCCUCAUGGGGAGCCAGCAGUCAGGCGGCUGGAUUGAGGGAGGUGCGUGUUGAUGGCUUGUCUUCACCAGUGCCAAAGGAAGCUGCGGGAAGGAGGGAGAGCCGUGGCUCCCACCGUCAGAGCACAAGCACAGACCGGCUACAGUCAGGCCCGGGAGGAAAGGGGAGAAGCCGGUGGGAGCUUGCCUCAGGACCCACUGGGCAUCAGCGGCCUCCGAGGGUGCGCAGACCCUGCACCCACCUUGCUUUUCCUCUGCUCCUUUCCUCUCCCCCUCCCCGUCCGUCCUGCAGGUUGCCAGGGGCUUCCAGAAAGCCCUGUGGAGCCCCUUCCUGGUCCUUAGGGUGACUGAGGCUGUCUGCCGCUGUGGACCUGGCCUUGACCUUGCAGCCGGGCUCAGUUCCAGGAGCAGAGCACCUGGGCAUUCAGUCGUGUGGGCUAGGCCUGUCCUCCCACCUUCCCAGGGGGCCUUCAUAGAAACCCCGACCUCUGCUGCCUUCCAGGGUGCUAGGGGAGGCUGGGAGGUCGUUGAUUCCCCGUCCCCUUGCGCUGCAGAGCCGGCGGGUCGUGGGGCUGCUCACUCCCCGUGUGUGGUUCGUGCGACGCCCCCUGCUUCUGUUCUGUGGCCGACCCUUUCUACUAUGCAUUUUCCUUUGAUCAGGUGUAAAAAGUUAAAUACUGUGUAUUUAUCACUUAAAAGUACAUGAACUUAAACGUAAGCCUUUGGUGUUUUUCCACAGACGUUUCAGCUUCUCUGUAAACUUGAAAUAAACAGAUGGCAAAACUCCGCGAA
This is a messenger RNA of Ochotona princeps (American pika), 4397 nucleotides long. It is a transcript of the gene CAMKK2, whose product is annotated as calcium/calmodulin dependent protein kinase kinase 2. NCBI's taxonomy places the organism in Eukaryota, Metazoa, Chordata, Mammalia, Lagomorpha, Ochotonidae. The transcript has 17 exons. Gene Ontology annotation, molecular function: ATP binding; protein kinase activity. Gene Ontology annotation, biological process: protein phosphorylation; CAMKK-AMPK signaling cascade; activation of protein kinase activity. Bases 269 to 2023 code for a protein of 584 amino acids. The record is from RefSeq and is a predicted model, not a curated record.